Hydractinia symbiolongicarpus is the source of this 1548-nucleotide messenger RNA. RefSeq lists its product as uncharacterized. NCBI's taxonomy places the organism in Eukaryota, Metazoa, Cnidaria, Hydrozoa, Anthoathecata, Hydractiniidae. The record is from RefSeq and is a predicted model, not a curated record. The transcript has 4 exons. Bases 44 to 1363 code for a protein of 439 amino acids.
UUUCUUAAUAGAUUUUGCAAACAUAAAAUUUCAUCAACAAAAAAUGUCCGAAGAAGAGAUAAAAAAAUUGGAGAGCGAAGACGAAGAUUCAUGCGUAAUUGAAGAUACAGAUUUGGAAACAAAGUAUAAACUUUCCUCCAGACCUUCUUCGUAUGACUUAAAACAAUCGACGUGCUUAAGCGAUUAUGAUAAAUGUGAUAUUGAGUCCGGACGAAUUCGUAUUGCCCGGUUAAAAAAAAAUCUCGAGGGAUGGAAAAGCCAGGAUUCUUUGUUAAAACGACCUGACAGUCCGCAGUCUGUUCCAAACCUCGUGAUAAAAAAAUCAAGUAGCAUGAAUUCUGUGUUUUCAACCGGAGUACACAAAUCAAUGUUAUCGUUAACUUCACGCGAAGACUCCGGUCAAAAAGAUUUUAAUCCGGUCGUCGUGAAAGAUACCAUCUGUCUCUCAUAUAAUGAACAAAGAAAACAUUUAAAAAAGAAAAAGCUGUUUUGUUUUUCGGGGUGUGCUUCAACGUGUUCACUUGAUAGAUUUCGUGUUCUCGGAUGUGGCUUGUUUCUUGUUGGCGUACUACUGUGUGUUGGGUUUUGGAAUUAUUGUAUCAUAACAUCCUCGCUUAAUCAUGUUGAAGGGGUCAUUCCUACUUAUGUUUACGGAGCCGCGAUGAUUGUUAGUGGAAUUUGCACGAUAUUCGCAUCCAAAAGAACUAAGCCUUUGAUCAUUUUGAUUUUGAUUUUAUCCUUUGUCUGCACCGUAUUCUGCGUAUCCAGUUUUGUCUAUCUUGUGACAAGAGUCAACACUCGACUUGGACAGCUGGACGAUUGCAGUUUCGACGGGCGCGAUAACAUUUGUUCCUGCGUGAUUCAAAAAGGCGAUACGAAGAAAGUAUUUCAUUUCGCCGAAGUCAUGAACUGUCACACAGUGAAAGAGAGUUUACGAGAGUUGGUUUACGGCGUCAGCGCGCUGUUCGGUGUUGGUUUUGUGAUAUCAGUUCUCACUGCCAGUGCUGCGUGUUGCCUGCUGCACAAAGAAAAAAGAAAACGGAAAUAUCAAGUCGUGCAAAAUGCACCUGGUUCAAUCAAUUCUACCACACAAACGCAAGAAAGCUGUUUUACGUCAGGACUUCUUCAUUCGUUCGGUAGUUUGGAAUACCAUCAAAAAGCGAGGGAAGACACGACAAGUAAACGAACCGUGCACAGCGUCAAUAACUUUUCUGUGAGUACACAAACUCCAUUGUUUAUGAUGCCGGUUGCCGAAAUCGUCGACGCCAUGAGCACCACUGAUUAUCAACUUGAUCUAUUCCUCGAUGGGUGUGACGAGCCACCGCCCUCGUACAAUGACGCCAUUGCAAGCUUGCUAUCAUGACAAAUAAGUAUGAAACUUGUGGAAAACAAUGAAGUGAGGCUGUUACCAGGGCGCUUUCACAACAAAUGAAGGCAUCUCGCCAUCACAGGUGUUUUCAAAAAGUAUUGGUAACUAAUAUGGUGCCACAAACGAUCGUUUUUUUAAAGUUGUAUAUAACUUUUGUAUAUAAUAAACAGAACAAGAAA